AUGGAGAAAUCUGACAUAGAGAGUGGUGUAGUGAUCGGUGGUAAAGAGCUUUAUCCUAAGAUGACGGAGAGCACCGAGCUUCGCUGGGCUUUCAUAAGGAAGGUUUACGCUAUCUUGACUCUUCAGCUGAUCGUGACUGUCGGAGUCUCCUCCGUCGUUUUCUUCGUAGGCGAGAUAUCUGUCUUCAUCACGACAACCACACCCGGCCUUGUCGUCUUCUUUGUCUCGCUCCUUCUUCCUCUCCUCAUGCUGUGGCCACUGAUUGUUUUUGCGAAGAAGCAUCCCGUCAACCUCAUAAUCUUAAUGCUCUUCACUCUCUCCAUCUCUUUCGCCGUGGGACUUUGCUGCUCUUUUUCAAAAGGGAGAAUUGUUCUGGAGGCUGCGGUUCUCACAGCUACAAUGGUCGUGGGGUUAACGAUAUACACUUUCUGGGCAGUAAGGAGAGGCCAUGACUUCUCUUUCCUUGCACCGUUCCUCUUCGGAUCCCUCCUUAUCAUCCUCGUCUUCGCUACGAUACAGGUAUUCCAUCCUCUGGGGAAGCUAUCGUCGAUGAUAUUCAGCUGUGUAGCUUCAGUCUGUUUCUGCGGUUACAUCAUCUACGACACGAACCAGCUGAUCAAGAAACUCAACUACGACGAGUAUAUCCAUGCUGCUAUUUCUCUUUACCUGGACGUCAUCAAUCUCUUCCUCAAUCUCGUUGGUAUUCUCGUCCAUACUUAG
Messenger RNA from Brassica napus (rape), 720 nucleotides. Its product is annotated as BI1-like protein. NCBI's taxonomy places the organism in Eukaryota, Viridiplantae, Streptophyta, Magnoliopsida, Brassicales, Brassicaceae. Gene Ontology annotation, cellular component: membrane. The transcript has 4 exons. The record is from RefSeq and is marked provisional. The coding region runs from base 1 to 720 and encodes 239 amino acids.